Hemibagrus wyckioides is the source of this 7721-nucleotide messenger RNA. RefSeq names its product Scm like with four mbt domains 2 (gene sfmbt2). Gene Ontology annotation, biological process: regulation of DNA-templated transcription. The coding region runs from base 66 to 2942 and encodes 958 amino acids. Lineage: Eukaryota; Metazoa; Chordata; Actinopteri; Siluriformes; Bagridae. The record is from RefSeq and is a predicted model, not a curated record. Gene Ontology annotation, cellular component: nucleus. The transcript has 22 exons. Gene Ontology annotation, molecular function: transcription corepressor activity; histone binding.
UUUCGCGAGGUCUAAUGCGGGAGUUGUGGCUCGGAGAAAAUAAUGUGAAGAUUUUUGUGUAGGACAUGCGCAGAUGUGGGAUGCCAUAUUGCAGAGAGAGAGAGAGAGAGAGAGAGAGAGAGAGAGAGAGAGAGAGAGAGAGCGCUUCAGUCGGCGGAGGAAAAAAAAGGGGGAAUCGCCGAAUUUCACAGGCUCCCGGAAACUUCAUUAAGGUCUCAAAUCACUGUGAACUGACAAAGUGUGAAACGGUCAUCAGGACUCUACAUCUCCAAGGCAACACCCUUCACAAGGAAGCCAUGAUGACAUCAGCAGGGAGGAGCACUCAGAGCCCGUCUAAUGGGAGAGCAGAACACAGUCACUCAGAUAUGGAGUGUGGAGAUGAAGAACUGGAGUUUAACUGGGAUGAGUAUCUGGAGGAAACAGGAGCCACAGCAGCUGCACACACCUCGUUCAAACAUGUGGAGCUGAGUCUGCAGAGCAGUUUCCAGGCUGGGAUGAAGUUGGAGGUGGCCGAUAGGAGUCGUGCUGACACAUACUGGGUUGCUACCGUCAUCACAACAUGUGGCCAGCUGCUGUUGCUGCGCUACUGUGGCUACGGCGACGAACGCAGCGCUGACUUCUGGUGUGACGUCAUGACUGCAGAGCUGCAUCCUGUGGGCUGGUGUGCACAGAACAACAAAUUGCUGCAGCCACCCGAAGAUAACGUUUACCUCAGAGCAGCUAUUAAAGAGAAGUACGGCGACUGGACUGAGUUUUUGGUGAAGGAGCUCACAGGCUCACGAACAGCACCGGCUAACCUGCUUGAAGGGCCUUUGAGGGGUAAGAACACAGUGGAUCUAAUUGUGCCAGGGUGUGUGUUAGAGCUCCGUGAUGCCAGCGAGCCGUUUGUGUACUGGGCAGUGCGAGUGCAGCGAAACGUCGGCGGGCGUCUUUGGCUCAGCUAUGUGGGACUGGAAGAGCCCGCCUACAACAUCUGGAUUUUCUACCUGGACAUCAGGCUUCGUCCAAUGGGCUGGGCCAAAGAGAACUGUCUCACAAUGGAACCACCAAAAGAAUUGUGUGACCUGAGGAGCUCUACAGAGUGGAGUGAGGCUUUAGAGAGAGCCAAGUCUGCAGCCCUGGAAAAACCCCUGCCUCUGGAGGUCUUUAAGGAUCAUGCCGAUUUGCGUAAACACUCAUUCAAAACGGGGAUGAAGCUGGAGAUGGUAUCACCACAAGAACCCUUCCAUAUCUGCCCUGUAUCUGUCACUAAAGUGUAUAAUGAGUACUACUUCCAGGUCACUGUAGACGACCUGAGCGGUGAAGCCCCGCCCUGCUCGGUGCUGUGUCACGCCGAUUCUCCAGGCAUCCUGCCAAUCCAGUGGUGCUUGAAGAACGGUGUUAGUCUGCAGAGGCCUAGGGGUUUUCAGUCUCAGGACUUUGACUGGGCAGACUAUCUGAAGCACACAGCUACUGAGGCUGCCCCAGAUGCGUGUUUCCCCAGUGCGUCACAGAGUCGGGGCUUCUGUAAAGAUACAUGGUUGGAAGCUGUAAAUCCACUUCAGCCAGCUGAAAUCAAUGUUGCACGCAUCACUCAGGUUAAAGGUCGGCUCCUCUGGCUACGAUAUGAAGGCCUGAGCAAACCCCUAGCUGAGUGUUUAGUGGAUGUUGAGAGUAUGGAUAUCUUUCCUGUGGGCUGGUGUGAAGCUAAUGCUUACCCUCUAACACCUUUACGCAAAGCAGUGUGUCAGUCUCAAAAGAAGAUUGCUGUGGUGCAGCCAGAGAAACAAUUGGUUCCUCCACCCAAAGAAACGGUCUCUCUGGACCACUGCCAGUCUGUUGCCUUGGACACAGUUUCUGUAAAUGGAAAGUACUGCUGCUCUCAGAUCUUUGUGAAUCAUCACUGUUUUUCUGGGCCAUACCUCAACAAGGGAAGAAUCGCUGAGUUACCACAAGCUGUGGGGCCUGGCAAGUGUACAUUGGUCCUUAAGGAGGUACUGACGAUGUUGAUAAACUCGGCCUAUAAGCCUAGCCGUGUCCUCAGAGAGCUUCAGCUGGUGGUUGAUCCACAGUGGAACUGUCUGGAGGAAACCCUGAAAGCCAAGUAUAAAGGGAAGAGUUAUCGCGCAAGUGUGAGGAUCGUAUGUUUGGCUGAGCAGGUGGCAGAUUUCUGCCGCAGAGUGUGUACGAGACUGCAGUGCUGUCCAAACCUGUUCGGCCCCACACUCAUCUCGGAGAAGUGUCCAGAGAACUGCUCCAUACACACCAAGACCAAGUACACACAUUACUAUGGAAAGAAGAGGAAAGUGGGCCGUCCCAGUCUGGGAGAGUGCACCCAGGAAGGCGACACGGCCAAACCGGCCCGCCGCAGAAAAAAGCGUAAAGCCGUCUUUGUUCAAAAGAAACGACGCUCUACUGUUACAGGAUACCACGCCAUGGAGUCAGCUCAGGACAGUGAUGAUUUCGAUGAUUUUGAUGAAGAGGAAGAGGAGGAGUCAUACAGUGGGGAGAGCUCCAGCAUGGAGCUGCGUGAAGAGGGUCCUCCGAGCUUCUCUACACGGCGAGGCCGACCCUGCAGGUCUCUCACCCUGCCUGGGACCAGAGCGAACACAGAGCAGCCGUCAUUACGGAGAUCCACACGCUCGCUCUCUUACACACACAACCAGACAGCCAAGCACACACACACAAAGACGACACAUACAGAAGAAGAAGAGAGCCGCUUGGUUCUAGAAAGAAAUCCUCUUGAGUGGAGCGUUUCAGAUGUAGUCAACUUCAUCAUGUCCACAGACUGUGCCUCACUAGCCAAGAUUUUCCAAGAGCAGGACAUCGAUGGCCAGGCCUUGUUGUUGCUGACCCUCCCCACUGUUCAGGAGUGUAUGGAUCUAAAACUCGGCCCUGCUAUUAAACUCUGUCACCAGAUCGAGCGUGUUAAAGUGGCCUUCUACUCCCAGUAUGCUAAUUAAGCCAACACAGAUUAACAUCUAUUUCUCUCAGCGGAUAAAUACGCUUGAUACACAGUGCUCAGGGGCUGAUAAAUAUGCUGCAAAGCUGAAAGCACAGUUCCUUCCUGAAGAACUUCUGUUGAACUUCUGCUGAAGAACUUCUGCAACCCCUCUGCUGUUUAUUAUGAAUGGAUUUUAUCUAAGGAUGAAACGGGACGUCAGGGUGAAUACCAGAUGACUGCUCUUGAAGAAAUCAGAAGUGACAGUACAGAUAUUCUGCGCGUUUGUUUGAGGUUACUGAAGCAGAUGUUUGGAAGGAUCAUUUCUGUUAUAGCAGUUUAAGGACAACAGGGUGUUUCUCAAUAACAAAUAUACGAUAACUCUCAAAGUUAGCUUAAUCUCUCCAGCUCGGCUCAAUUCGACAUGUGCUGCGUGUUUGCCUUUUAGCGCUACGGGCUUCUGACUUCCGAAGCAAUGAAAUAAAAGCUUGCUUAAAAGUCUGGGGUUAUACUUGACACAUGACUGCAUGUACUACUCAAGGAUCAGGUGCGGCGACUUGAUACGUAUUUAAAAAAGAAUUAACCAGAGGCAAUGAUAAAUCAAGUAAUAUUAAUAUGAAAUUAUUUUUAAAUAGAUUAUUAUCCCCCCAAAAAUGACAGACAACUGUGAAAAUAAUGAACAUUUUGAAGUGUAAAAAAAUUAAAUAGGCUAUUAAGGUGAUUCUGAUCAUCCAGAUAUCCUUUUUCGGUGUCAUCAUCAUGAAUUAACAGUAAAUCUGGAACAAAGUUGGUCACAUUUCGAUCAGUGGUAUUGUGAAAUAUUUAAUUGCUGCCUUUUUUUUUAAUCAUAUUGUAUCAUGUGCAAGCCUGAGGUUUACACCCCUAGAGGGAAUGCAGCUCAAAUACAAGGCACAUUUGAUAACAUACAACACCGGGGGUACAGGUUUUCGGUCCAGUAAACACCUGUUUAAUCAGUUGAUCUUAGCUGUGGCUUCGGUUUGGUUGGAAUAAAAACUUGCGCCUACACAUGCCCUUUCUGGAUAAGACUACACCCCUGCUCUAGGGACGUUCUGUACACUAGGGGGCAGGCCAAAGCCAAAGCAUACCUCACCAACCACUGACCACUUCCUCUUAAUAUGAACAACAAGAUUUAGACUAAAGAUGCCGCAAGAUGAGCAGUCUGUGAAUAGCAGCGUUAUUAGCUUGCUACGGCAGCUCAUAUACAAAAAUUAUAAUAAUUAAAGCAGCAUUAUAAUAGGUAAAAAAAUUAGGCUGUUAAUCCGAUCUAUCACACUGGUUCUGCACCGAAUGUGACGUGACAGGCCGUAAGAAUGCAGAGUAUGUGUACCAACCGUCUUAUGCACCUGUAACAGCUUGACGUUUCACAGAAGUUUAUUGCUACCUAGCUGAUCUUACUAAUCUGAGCCUUGUCUAGUCAUCACUGUAUUCCAAUAAAUUACAGCUCUUUCAGUUUAAUCUCAUUAGUCAUGUAUCUGAUGAAUCAUUGAUAUGUGGGAAGCACCCAGCUGUUUUAAAGAUUCUUGCAUACUUCAGGAGAGGAACUGAACUCUGGCAAUGGAGCAUGACGGACAGCGGUAUACAAGAACAAACAAGAACACAUAUUGAGAAACACCCAAUAUUCCCGUUAAAAACUGUGAUUCACCGCCACAUCUGUCUGCAUUUUCCUGUCAGAGACCAAAUGAUAUAUUUAUAAGUGUAUUUAGACUUGAAGAAUCAGUGUAUAAAAUGAAAUAAUAUAUUUGAGAUAUUUAUUUUGGCCUGAUGAACAGGUUUCAUGUUGGAUUUUUUUCUCUUGUUUCGUUGUUUUUUGUCUUUUUUUUUCUCCUUUUUUCACAAUUGGACAGUGCAAAUUGGUUCACUGUUCUUUGUAUCUACCACUUUGUAAAAAACAACAACAAAAAAACAAACAAAAACACUGGACACUGUAUGGAAAUAUCACCUAUGCAAAAACACGACUUUUCUUAUGGUCUUUUUUCUAUUUGCUGUAUGACACAAUGCUUCCCCUUGAGAAUUUUGUACAUAGGUUGUGUACUAAUUUUAUUACCUAACUAGAUUUUACUAUUUUAAUACACCAUUGCGAUGCACUGAAAAAAAAAAGGAGCUGGGAUUUUCCCUUUUGUAAUGUUUUAUUAUUAUUAUUAUUAUUAUUAUUAUUAUUAGCCAGAAACAGAAGGCGAAAUAAAAGGUCAACACAAGAACCACCAUAUAACAAGGACAAUGCAAUGGCAGAGAAAUCUAACCAAUAUCCUGUGACUCUUUACACAUCCCACUAAAAUGACAGUUGUUGAAUGAUGCUGUAAAUCACCCAUUGGCCAUAAAAUAGUGAAGAACUUUUCAGAGUCUUUUUUACUGUUUUUCUUUUCUUCAUCAGUGAAUUUGCAUGAUAAACAAUCAAAUGUGUUUUUUCUUAUAUACAGUCCCAAGUCCAAGUCAUUGGGUUUUUUUUUUUUUUUAUCCCUAUAGACUGAAGACAUUAUGGUUUGAGAUCAAAAGAUGAUUUUGAGAAGAAGGUUCGGCUUUUCUUUCCUGUUAUAUGUAGAUGGUUUGAACGGCAGCACAUUUUGUAUCAGACCACUCGAUUUUUAGACAAGCAAAAAUAUUGGAAAAUGUGACUGACAAGUGUUUCUUGUUAUCCAGGUGUGUCCUGUUUAAACAAUAAAUAGCUCUGAACAUCUCCUUCUGGUUUUUAGCUUUUAGUUUCACCUAGGAAGACUGCAUUUGAUGUUAAAAAAAGUCAUCAUAAAGUUCAGACAGCUGUCCGCGGGAGAAAAGCGAGCCAUUUAGAAAAAUAGAGGGAAAUCAACCAGAAGCAUUAGGCAUAGCCAAACAAGUAAACCUGGAAACAGACAUGGAAGAGGACAGCGCAGGAAAACAGCAGUUAAGGAUAGAAACAUUGUUGUGAGCUGUAAAGAAAACGCCAGAAACAACAGCCAGUGACAUCACCAACAACCUUCACUAGAGGUGACAGUAUCACAAUCCACCAUUCAAAGAAGACUUCUACCUCAGAAAUACAGAGACCAUACUGUAAACUAAUCAUCAGUGAGAAUCUACAGGCCAGAUUGGAAUUUACAUAGAAAUACAGAGCUUAGAUGUUCUGAAACCAAGAAUGAACUCUAGCAAAGUGAUUAAAAAAGGUCAAAGUGUGGAGAAAGAAAGGAGAGGCUCAUGAUCCAAAAACAUACAAGCUAAUCUGUGUGAAUCAUGGUUGUGGUAGCAGCAUGGCUUGUACUUUUAUUAUUGGUUAUGGGAAAGACUCCCUAAUGUAUUUACAGAGAAAUGCAUCCAAAUUCAAUACGGCCAACACGACAGAGAACUAUACCGGGGAAAGGUUUUUAGACUGGCCAAGUCAAUCACUAGACCCUAACCAAAAUGGAGUAACAUUUCACAUCCGGAAAGGAGACUGAAGAGAGAAACUACCCUAAAACAAACAACAACUCUGUAGAAUCUGUGCUAAGAGCCUGGAAAAGCAUCCCAAAAAGAAGAAACCAACAGUUUGAUGAUGUCAGUGAGUCACAGGCCUGAUACAGUUAGUGCAAGAACAGGAUAUACAACUAAAUAUUAUUUCUUUUCAUUUAUUUCAAGUCUUAUUGGUUACUAUACUUUUGCAUACCUAAACAAUGAGUGUUCUGGUAUACAAAGGUUCUAUGUCUAGAAAACAACAACAAAAAAAAACUGAUAAAGCUGAAAACUCUUGUCUUAUAUUCAUCUUUUGAUCUCUUUGGUGUGUAGCAUAAACAAAUGAAUUGGCCUUUCUGUUCCAAUAGUUUCGGAGGGCACUAUAACUAUGUUAUAUUAUGUAGCUGGAUACUGAGAUCAGAUUUUUUAUAUCACAAAUUUAGCAUGGUAAAGACUUUCUUUCUAUUGACAUGACGAUAUUGUAUUUGAUCCUUUAAGGAAAGGAUUCAGCCUUUUUAAAUGCCCAGUGUGCUCGAUCACAUGAAUGUCAUAUGACUUACCAACUAAAACGUUGCAUUCACAUGCUCACUCAUGGUCACAUACUUAUUUAAGGAUUAGGUAACUUAAUUUCUGUAGUGAAGAUAAGUAUACACAAAAAUAGUAUUUAGUAAAUAGUUAAAAAUACGAAUAGUGUUGACAUCUUUCAACUGGUUCUAUGAAAGAGGAUUAUAUGAUUAAAUAUUUAAAAAAUACACAAUGCUUAAUAAACAUUACAUUAUAGAUUAUUCUGGGGGGGGGUAUAAUUAAUUACGUGAAUAGUUUAAUUAUGUGAAAGAUGUGUCUUAACCAAAUAAUAUACAGGAAGAACACACUUCCUGUUAAUAUGAGGAAACGACAAAAACAGAAAUGUAGUGAUAAAUACGACGGCUUGUUUUUAAUAAAAAUCCAGUCAGAUGUUGUUAACAAGCUAAACUAUGGAGAGAUCAAAUUUGUUCAGAGCUUACGUAAUCAAAUGACUAAAUGCUUCUGUCCAUUAUAUUACAAUUAUAAAUUACUCUGAGAUUAUGCACAGGACAUGACACGAUUAACCUUUAUACACAGACAUGGUAGACUGAAGGAAUAAAAUAAACAGCUGACAACAGAAUAAGGUUCCAAAGAAAUGCUUUAGAAUGAUUUAAACCCAAUACAGUUGAUAUUUCUGUGUUCUGAGUCAUAAGGAAACGAAAUCUGACAGGGUGGAAAUUCAGCAGAAUUUACUGAGAUAACGCAGUACUCAGAAGGUCAUUAAGUCUAUCAAGUAAAAGUGGGUUUUCCAGUCCUGUAGUGCUUGGUGCAUAAAAGCACAGCAUAAUAUGGCAAUAAAGAUACACAACAUCCAUCCAUC